UGGGAGCUCAAGGCCCACCCUUAGGACAACUAGCUUGGGUAUGUCCCACGCUUUGGAUUCUCCUCCUGUACAUCCAGAAGAUGUGUUUUAGGAGAGGUCACCACAACUGUAAACCUACUGAAGCAAAAUAUGGAAUGGAUCUUGCUGGUGAUUGAAUUGAGCCAAACAAACAGUAUUAACAGUAGCUUGAAAAUCUCCAGUUAGCAGUUUCUUCACGCUCCAGUACCACACAGCACUUUCCAGAGAGAACUCAUUGUGUGCACAAAAUCAGCUUUAAAAUCUGCUCACUACUUUUCAGCUUUGUCUAAUUAAAAUAGUUUUAAACAGGAACCCUAACUACAAGAGCACUUGAAGAAAAAUGGCAUUGGAAGAAUAUUUGUGGAUGGUCAUUGUGGGUUUUAUCGUUGCUUUUAUCUUGGCAUUUUCAGUUGGAGCAAAUGAUGUUGCCAAUUCUUUUGGUACUGCUGUGGGUUCUGGUGUAGUUACUUUGCGCCAAGCCUGCAUCCUUGCUUCAAUUUUUGAAACUACUGGUUCAGUAUUGCUAGGAGCAAAAGUAGGUGAAACUAUUCGCAAAGGUAUAAUUGAAGUGAACUUGUAUGACAACUCAACAGGUCUACUUAUGGCUGGAGAAGUCAGUGCAAUGGUUGGAUCUGCUGUUUGGCAGCUGAUAGCAUCAUUUUUAAAGCUUCCAAUAUCUGGAACUCAUUGUAUAGUGGGUUCUACUAUUGGUUUCUCAUUAGUUGCAAUUGGCACACAAGGAGUCCAGUGGAUGGAACUUGUCAAGAUUGUUGCUUCCUGGUUUAUCUCCCCACUACUAUCUGGUAUGAUGUCUGGUGCGCUGUUUCUCUUGAUCAGAUUUUUCAUCUUAAAUAAGGAAGAUCCAGUACCAAAUGGUCUUCGUGCUCUUCCAGUAUUCUAUGCUGCUACAAUAACUAUUAAUGUGUUCUCCAUAAUGUAUACAGGUGCUCCGGUCCUAGGAAUUACACUUCCUAUAUGGGCAAUAGCACUGAUAUCAAUUGGUGUAUCAAUUGUAUUUGCUGCCUUAGUGUGGAUAUUUGUAUGUCCAUGGAUGAAAAGAAAAAUAGCAAGUCGUUUAAAGAAGGAAACUGCACUAUCAAAAAUAUCUGAUGAAAGCAUUGACAAAAUUCAAGAAGAGGAUAUGCCUGUCUUUAAAGAACUUCCUGGUGUAAAAGAAAGUGAUGAAAGUACUAUUCCCCUGACUAGCUGUGGAACAGAAGAUGCUGGUGUAUCAGAUAAUGUUGCAAAUGGUAGUCAUCCACGUGUACCUUAUGGAAGGGCAUUUUCAAUGACUCACAGUAUGGUGAAAUCACCUGUCUCCAAUGGUACAUUUAAUUUUGAUGGCCACAUGAAGAGUGACAUCCAUGUGUACCACACUGUGCACAAAGACUCGGGAUUGUAUAAAGACUUACUGCACAAAAUACAUCUAGAUAGAGGAAAUGAAGAUAGGCCUUCGCAAGAAAAUAACUACAAGUUACUGCGGCGCAACAAUAGCUACACUUGUUACACAGCUGCCAUAUGUGGGAUGCCUGUGCAUUCUUCCUUCAAGGCUGCUGACAUGUCAACCCCAGAAGACAGUGAAAAGCUAGUCACAGACACAGUAUCUUAUUCCAAAAAGAGGGUUCGCUAUGACAGCUACUCCAGCUAUUGCAAUGCUGUAGCUGAAGCAGAAAUUGAAGCAGAGGAAGGUGGUGUAGAGAUGAAAUUGGCAUCAGAGUUAGUAGAUCCUAAUAAUCCCAAUGAAGAUACUGCAGAAGAAGAGAGAGAUGAACGGGAUUCCUCAGAGAUCCAUCUGCUUUUUCACUUCCUCCAAAUCUUGACAGCUUGCUUUGGAUCUUUUGCUCAUGGAGGUAAUGAUGUCAGCAAUGCUAUAGGCCCUUUGGUUGCCCUCUGGCUUAUAUAUGAUCAGGGUGGUGUAAAGCAAGAUGCUCCUACUCCUGUUUGGCUCCUACUGUAUGGAGGCAUUGGCAUCUGUGUAGGCCUCUGGGUUUGGGGAAGAAGAGUGAUCCAAACAAUGGGAAAAGACCUCACACCUAUCACACCAUCAAGUGGUUUCACUAUUGAGUUGGCUUCGGCGUUCACAGUUGUGAUAGCUUCCAAUGUUGGACUUCCUGUCAGUACCACACACUGCAAGGUUGGUUCUGUGGUGGCUGUUGGUUGGAUACGAUCCAAGAAGGCUGUUGACUGGCACCUCUUCCGCAAUAUCUUUCUAGCUUGGUUUGUGACUGUUCCUGUAGCUGGCUUAUUCAGUGCUGGCAUUAUGGCAAUCUUAAUGUAUGGAAUAUUACCAUAUGUCUGAUACUUCACUGUUCUUUCCAGAAAAAAGGGAGUAUCUCUUUUAAGUAAAAGAAGUCUCACCCUCAAUACAGAACUCCCUGAUCAACCAUACACUAAGAGAUAGUCUGCAAGUCAUCUAACAUCUACUGUACAUACUAUGAGUAUCUUUGGUGCCAUUUCUUCUGUACAAUAUGUGUGUGUCUGUGUGUGUGUGUGUGUGUCUGUGUGUGUAUAUAGACACACACCCAUAUACAUACACGCUUGUAGUUGAUAAUACUACCUUAAGUUAUAAGUGAGAUGAAAAUAAUUGCCUAGAACUUUAUCUCUAGUAAGACUUGUAUAUAAUGCAUCAUUUAGUGGUGAUUUUUAAAACCCAUUAGGGAAGCUGGGACAUUUGUCAAUAUAAUAAUAUAUGAUAAAGCAAAAUAUAAACUGAGUCAGAUUCUUUUUUGAAAAAAAGUUUAAUGAUACUGAAACAAAAUAGUACGAAAGUACAUUGGUAAAAUGUGGUUCAUAUCAUAUUGUUGUGUAUAAUACUGUAUGCACAUUGAUUUUAUAAAUACUUUUAAAAUGUAGCUUUUUAAUGUUGCAUUUCCCUUAUAUAUUUUGGAUAAGGAAGUUUAGACAGUACCAAAGAAGGGGAAUAGCUUGACAGUAUUCUACUGUUUGUCAGUAUGUAUAUUUGUAUUGCUCUCCUUCCCUAAAUAUUUUAAUUAGCAUUCUUUUCUACUCAUCAAACACCAGCAAUGCCAAGAUAAUAUUAAUAUUUUCCUGUAAGUAGGAAAGCAUUAUAUUGUUGCAGUCUGUAUAUUAUCUAUUACCCACUGCAUUUAUUUUUUUAGAAAUCCAGUUCUCUGCUUUUGUAUGAGUUCAAAUUUCUUUUAAAAGAUGUUUGCCAUCACUUGUAUGUGAUUCUUAUUCUGGUUCAUUAAGAAUGAACAAGUUCAGGAAAAGAAAGAUGAAACUGAAGUUCUGCCUUGUUUCUAUGAUUACAUCCAGUAAAUCUCAUCUAUGCAGUGGAAUUGAGCAAUACUGGCAGUGUGCACAUUAGUUGUGACAUUUCA
This is a messenger RNA of Notechis scutatus (mainland tiger snake), 3359 nucleotides long. The record is from RefSeq and is a predicted model, not a curated record. NCBI's taxonomy places the organism in Eukaryota, Metazoa, Chordata, Lepidosauria, Squamata, Elapidae.